AGUCUUUCCAUUACAAUUUGAUACCUCGUUCGGUUCUCGAUGACCAGCUUCCAGUUCAUUGACACGGUCCACCCGCUGUACGAAGGCGAACGACAACUGCGCUUUGACGUCCUGCUCAGCACAGUCGGGCUCGCAAAGUACAGCUUUGAGCACAUGGACGCAGCGAGCUACCACCUGGUCGCCGUCGAGCUCGUGGAGAGCAAGGAAACGGUUGUCGGAUGCGUCUUGUUCCACCCGGAACCGCUGCGUCGGCGAACCGGGCGACUGUUCCAAAUGGCUGUGGCCAAGCAUCGUCAGGGAACCGGACUCGGAAUGAAACUCGUGCAGGCAUUGGAAACACGCUUGGCCGAGGACGGAUUUUUCACACUGACGUUGCAUGCGCGUGCCCAUGCUGUGCCGUUCUACGAGCGAUGCGGCUAUUCCUGCGUCGGCGAGCCAUUCCACGAAGUCGGGCUUGAACAUCGGCACAUGCGUCGCGCGAUUCGCCCGCUCCGUGCGAUUGCCUUUGACUGUGGUGGUAUUCUUGCGGCAGACUGCAACUACACGAUGCUUUUUGAGCACGUCCACCAAGACAAGGUCCCCGCUGUGAAGGCAGCUAUCGAUGCAGAGUGGGACAAGUUCAAGCUUGACUCAACGUACCCGACGCAACUGUUCUGGGCGAAUGUCCUUCAGGCCGCCACGCUUGAUCCCAGCGACUGGGAACGUUUCGACAUCGCCUUGGUCAACUUCCAGACCGCAUUCUGGGGCACGUUCGCAAUCGUCGAGCGGUUGAGGAAACGCUACCCCGAAAUCAUUCUGGGCGUUGUGAGCAACUACAACCAGUCUUGGUUUGAGGCCAUUUUCGUCAAGUACGGCCUUGCAUCGCUCUUCCCCGACCGAUCGCUCGUUGUUGUGUCGUGCGACGUUGCGGCUGCCAAACCCGACCAUCGCAUUCUGGACGUGUUUCUUGCUCGCGUGAAUGCUGUCGCCGCGGGCUCGGCCGGCCCAAUCCCAAAGGACAGCGCCGUGUUGAUUGAUGACAAGAAGCGCAACACGGAUGCCGCCCACAAGCAUGGCAUGGUGGGUCUUCAGUACAACGCCGCCAAAGAGCCGUCUGGUGUGCUUGUGUCGCGUCUCCGAGAGCUUGGUCUUGAUGUUUCUGAAGAAGGCGUUGAUCCGCUGUAGACGUGUGGAGGAGUAAAGAUUUGAAAUUGAGAAUAAAUGGCAACAGUUGGCCGCUCA
Messenger RNA from Capsaspora owczarzaki ATCC 30864, 1221 nucleotides. Its product is annotated as acetyltransferase. Gene Ontology annotation, molecular function: acyltransferase activity, transferring groups other than amino-acyl groups. The record is from RefSeq and is a predicted model, not a curated record. The coding region runs from base 40 to 1164 and encodes 374 amino acids. Lineage: Eukaryota; Filasterea; Ministeriida; Capsasporidae. The transcript has 6 exons.